This is a messenger RNA of Sphenostylis stenocarpa, 828 nucleotides long. Lineage: Eukaryota; Viridiplantae; Streptophyta; Magnoliopsida; Fabales; Fabaceae. The record is from the annotation of a GenBank genome assembly.
AUGCACCCUCUCCCUGAUAUAUAUAAUACCACAUCCCUUCCAACCACUUGUAACAAAAAUCUUAGUCUUCUUAUUUUUAGCAUUUUCCUCACACUAAUGGCAAAGCUAUUCCAUUUCCUCCUCCUCCUCUUCAUCCAAACAAUAACAGCCCAAGUAGCACCAGCACCAGCAGGACCCACCAACAUCACCCAGGUCCUAGAGAAAGCAGGCCAAUUUACAACCUUCAUCAAACUUCUCAAAGCCACACAAAUAGCUGACAGACUCAAUUCACAACUCAACAACUCAAACCAAGGCCUAACUGUGUUUGCACCCACUGACAAUGCAUUCUCAAGCCUAAAAGCAGGAACACUAAACUCCAUAAACUCACAAGACCAAAUGCAGUUGGUGCAGUUCCACAUCCUCCCCACUCUCUACACCAUCUCACAGUUCCAAACCGCCAGUAAUCCUUUGCACACACAAGCUGGGAACAGUGACGACGGAGAGUACCCUCUGAAUGUGACCACCUCAGGGAACCAAGUGAAUGUAUCAACCGGGGUGGUCAAUGCACCAGUGUCCAACACUAUCUUCAGUGAUAACCAGCUUGCAGUGUAUCAGGUCGAUAAGGUGCUUCUUCCUAUGGCACUCUUUGGCUCCACGGCGCCGGCUGCAGCACCGGCAGAGGCUCCGGCGCCGACCAAGCCGGAGAAAAAUGUCCGGGCAGGGGAAGCUGAUUCUCCAUCAGGGUCUUCGGACUCGUCGGUUGAUGCUUCGAGUGCAGUGAGUUUGAAAAGGAAGACAGUUGAAGUUGUUACCUUCGUUGCUGCUGGGAUUGCUGUUUCUUGUUUCUGA